Messenger RNA from Zygosaccharomyces rouxii, 777 nucleotides. RefSeq names its product Shr5p (gene SHR5). Gene Ontology annotation, cellular component: endoplasmic reticulum palmitoyltransferase complex; extrinsic component of endoplasmic reticulum membrane. NCBI's taxonomy places the organism in Eukaryota, Fungi, Ascomycota, Saccharomycetes, Saccharomycetales, Saccharomycetaceae. The coding region runs from base 1 to 777 and encodes 258 amino acids. Gene Ontology annotation, biological process: peptidyl-L-cysteine S-palmitoylation; protein targeting to membrane. The record is from RefSeq and is a predicted model, not a curated record. The transcript has a single exon.
AUGGAGGUGCUAGCCGAUAAGGUCAAUUCAGUAGGAACGGUGAUUAGUGGAUCAGGAUCUCGAAGUGGCACUGAGGUGCCAGAACAAGCUUUACAAGAGCGAGCCCCCAUAUUCUUUAACUACCACGAGUUUGGUGAAAGGUACUACGCUGAUGUCGAUGCACGAAAUCAAUUGAGGGAACAUGAUGAAGAUCAUGGAAUCUGCAUGACGCAUUUCCCUAAUGUUUAUGUAGCUAGGGGUUCGCCUGAAUUUGAAACCACAAGAAUCGUUAGAGUACCGAGAAGAUUUGAAGUUACUUUGGAUUGCCCUUAUUUUAGUACUGCAAUGCCAGGGAUGGAACCAGGUGCAAUUACUGGCGAGCCAGUAUUUCAACCUUUUGGUAUCUUCGAUGAAGAUGGUCAACUAUUUGGUUAUUCAUCAGCCAGUCCCCUGGCGCGAGUGUUAAGUGUGGAGAAAUUUCAAGAGAUUGUCAUUACCAUCAAUAGCUACUUGCAAAAUGCAUUCUACACCUAUUCGUGGUUUAACCUGAUAGAUCUUCUACUGGAAGCACUGUCACUUGGACUUUGGCACCCUGUGUCCAAAUACCUAUGGAGACAUCCUUUAGUACACCUGGAAGAUUACGUGCAGCAAGUAAACCAAGAACAAGAAUUUAAGGAAAAGGGAGUGAAGAUAAUAUCACCAAGAAGAUCAGGAUACCUAUCUGUAUGUUUCUCUGCGUGUUAUAAUAUUGAUGAUUUUUUCAGUUUUCUUUGUACUAACAAUACCUUCAACAGCUAG